Molecule: messenger RNA, 1987 nt
Organism: Nilaparvata lugens (brown planthopper)
Lineage: Eukaryota; Metazoa; Arthropoda; Insecta; Hemiptera; Delphacidae
Gene: Cisd2
Product: CDGSH iron-sulfur domain-containing protein 2 homolog
Exons: 3
Coding region: 471-869 (132 amino acids)
Biological process (GO): regulation of autophagy
Cellular component (GO): mitochondrial outer membrane; intracellular membrane-bounded organelle
Molecular function (GO): 2 iron, 2 sulfur cluster binding
Source: RefSeq, a predicted model, not a curated record
UUGGUUUUUCUCUAUAUUGAGGUAAAGUCUGAAGGUAUUAAGUUUUAUGAGGCUGUGGCAAAACGCAGUAUACAUACAGUAUGGAAAAUUGGCUAGUACCCUGACGCUAAAAUCCGCCAUCUUGUUAGGAAGCGCCGCAUUGUAAUAGUAUUGAUGGUAGUUUCGGAUCACUUUGAUGAUCCGGAUCAAUUGAUCUCAUUCACUGCCACGAGCCAAUCAGAAGACCAGGAUUGGAACUUUCCAAGGUCACGUGACUUGUUUAGUAUUUGCAUCAUGUAAAAAGCAUUGGUUAGAUUACAAGUUUCCAUUAUGUACCUAUUCUGUGGCAAAACUAGCAAAAGCAAAUGGCAAAGUUGCAACGCCAACGCAAAGUAGAUUUUCGAUUUUCUGGUGCUCUCUAAAUUUGUGCCCAUAAUUUUAGUAUACGGUAAUAUCAAUUGUUUUUUUAGUAAUUGUUCAUUUGAUUUACAAUGCAACCAGUUAAUCACAUCUUCACGAUAAGCAUCCCAAAUUACCUGACUGGUCUUCCAAUACCCGAUCAUUUUACUGGUUGGUUUAGGUUAGGAGUCAAGGAUUGGGCUAAAUUGAUUCCAUUCUUCACAGUUGUAGGUGGGCUUUCUUAUUCAGUCUACAAAACUGUUGAGCCUUAUGCCAAUCCAAAAGCAAGGAAAGGACAAAUCAACCCGUCCAUCAAGAAAGAUGAGGCCAAGGUGGUGGACUGUCACUCGAUCGAGGAGAUAGGCGACAAGGCUGCCUUCUGCCGGUGCUGGCGCAGCAAGAAGUGGCCUUACUGUGACGGCUCGCACGGCCCCCACAACAAGGAGACCGGCGACAAUGUCGGCCCAGUUGUCGUUUCCGCCAAAAAAUAAUAACUCGAAAACUAUUAGAAAUCUUUGCAAUUAUUAUUUCAUAGUUAUCAGUUUACUCAUUUUAAAUGUGUUUUAGCUUAAUUAAUUCCAUUACUGUUAAUUGGAAGUAAUAUUGAAUCAUCAACAUUUCUAUUCAAGAUAAUUUGUCGGUGAUUUCAGUAGAAUAGAUCACUUCUCAACUCCAUAAUAUGUAAUAGUAAGGACUGUUUAUUGAGUGAUCAAGUCUAAUAAUACUGUGUCAGGAAAUAUGUAUAAUUAUACCCAUGUAGAAUACUAUUUAUAUUAUACAUAUUUUAUCAUACAUAAUAACUGUCAUGUAUGUAGUUGUUACUAUGGAAAAGGAUAACAGGGUAAAAAUUCAGCGGAAAAGUUCAUAGCAUAUUGGUGUGACACAUCCAAUUUUGAAAUUAUAUUCUUUGUUCUUACAGUAUUUCAAAUUUGGACUUGGAUUUUCUGUUACAAGUGAACUUGAUUUAGUGGAAAUUCUGUCGCUUCUAAAAAAUACCAACAGUCUCAAUUCAAUACUCUUUCCCAGCAAUGGUCAUAACUACUGCUGAUUCAUAAUAAUCUAUUUUGUUGAAUGAACGUAUGCGACUGAAAUUUUGUUCUUUAUAAUAUCUUAUAAAUUUCAAAAUCACAUUCUAGAUCUAUGCAUUUUAAAUCGUUUGUAUUUAUGAAGAUACCUAUUCAACUACUUUGUUAAUUAUUAGCCAGUUUGUUAAUACUUUGUCCAAUACAUUUUAGAAAUCGUAAAACGAUUUAUCAUUGUAUUGUGGUAAAUUAUUUGAUUUUUUGCGUAAACAAUCACAAAUUGUUGGAAUGGAUUGUUGAAAGUAUGUAUUUUAAUAGAAAAUUGAAAUGUUGACUAAAAAGCUUAAUAUGAUAGCGUGGGGAAGGUGAAUAAAAAUUUUUUGUUGCAAUUAUACAUCUUUCAAUUUCGUCUAUUCAUUCAAUUCACAUCUGAAAUAUGGAUUCAAAUUUUCUGUAUUGUAGUAAAUGUAGAUAUUAAUGAUAUUUUUUCCUCCAACUAUCUGCAGUAUUAUUUAGAUUACAGAAAAUGCAGAUGCUCUAAAAUUAAGAAUUUAUGGGUGACUAUUAAAUUUUAUCACCAAUUGUAA